Messenger RNA from Heterocephalus glaber (naked mole-rat), 9715 nucleotides. NCBI's taxonomy places the organism in Eukaryota, Metazoa, Chordata, Mammalia, Rodentia, Bathyergidae. The record is from RefSeq and is a predicted model, not a curated record.
UAUGCCUACAACAAAGAAACAAGCUGCAAAGUUACAAAUACAUGGUGCAUGCUCAUCAGAUUUUUAAACUUGCAAAUAAAUGUUAUACAAUGCUAUGAAUAUAUGCAUAAUAAAAAUAUUUAAAACAUUAAAAGUAUAAAAUAAAUAUAAACUCAUGGCAGUGGUUCUCUCAGGCAGGGGGAUAAGAUCGGAAAGGAGUAUAUGGGUGAUACCAGCUCUAUUUGAAAUGUUUUCUUUCUUUUUACAAAGGAUUAAAAUAAAAUGUGCUACUGUUUAAAUGAAUUCUGAGCAUACGAAGUACUGUACAAUAUUGUUCUUUAUUCUCAAGUGAACAUCUAAAUAUUAGAGCCAAAAAAGUAGAGUGUGUCAGGCAGAUCCCAGAAGAGAUAUAUAUUCCAGGAAUAGAGCAAUAUGUACAGAAACAUGAAUCAGGCAGUAGCUUGGCUGCGUGGGAGCUACAGGUCUGUAGAAGGUGUGGAUCAGAGGGGCUUACUGAGCCAGCCUGAAGCAUGAGCAGGACCCAGAGGAGCAACAGACGGGGUCCUUUCUCCUGUUACUAGACUAGGCUCUCACCCAGAGGUAUCCAUUAGGAAGCUCUCUGAGGGUUUUAAGCAGAGAGCUUCCCAUUAUUCUACUUCGGAUGAGGUGUAGGGGAUGGCUGGGUACACCCAGAAAAGAAGCUGGGAGACUUAGAAUUAAUAGGUAGCCCAGGGACAACAGCUGAGGAAUCAUUUGAAAUUGUCUGAGUGACAAGAAUUGUACUAAGAGCCUCUACUUCUCCACAGUAACUGCAAACAACUCACAUAUAAAAUAUAUUAGUAAAGAUUUUUUUAAAGUAUACAUUUGUGUAUUGUUCAGAAGGAAAAAAUAGUGGCUACUGAGAAAAUUCCAACUUGAGAGGGUCUUAUUACUACUACUACAUCUUUCAUUUAAUCCUUGGGGUGCUUAUUAUAAGUGAAUUUUUACAGUUGUUGCUUCCUAACCCAACACGGAUGGAAAUUAGCACUGUCUUUACAGACAUGGGAGACCACACAAUGACAAAGGGGAGCUUCCCUCUCUCUGGACCCCUUAUUACCUAUGCCACUGCCUGGCCCUGCUGCCCCGGAUCCAUGCCAGGACAGUGGAGGAAAAGAAGAAAAGCCAGGAAAACAGCUUCUGAUGGAACUUCUGGGGGUACAAAAAUAUCUACCUGAAUAAUAAAAAAUAAAUAAUUUAAAAGCACGGGAACAUGUGUAGGAAAUACUGCCUCAGUAAACCCAGAGACUGUGGCCUAACGUACAGCAGAAUAAUUCUGGUGGUCCCUUCCCCUACUGCCACAGAAAACACUCACUGUGGCAACUCAGAUGUUAUGAGCACUCAUCAGUCAUGCAGCAGAAACCAAACAGCUGCCUGAAAGGCUGAGGAAGAAACCCAGCCAUUCCUAACUGUAGCUCCAUCUUGUCCACAUUGAUAUUUUUAGUGAUUCAAAGCUGCUUCUAUGGGUCUUCCUCUAAAUGUCCUAACGGUGACCCAACGCUUAUGUCCCAGUAUCUUCUGUGUUUGGAACUAGGUAAGCAGCAGAGGAGGAAAGCUGCCUUUGGGAUCUCAACCUAAGACCGAACCUGUACAACCAGCACCCACCCAAAUCCCCAACCACAUGCAACCUGCAGCCUGGCCCUGGCUCUCUCGCUGGAGAGAGGUGGGGGAACUUGUAUGGUAAAUAUCACACAGUGGGAAGCACUUACAUAUUCAUCUUGUAAAAAUUGUGAAUAUACAAUCAAUUGUAACUUUUCUCCCAAGGAAUCUGUAUUUUAAUAAGUAGUGUCAAACUCCUAGAAAUUUUCAAGAUCCCCAAGAGUAAGUUUGUAAUUCUGAGAUGUGGGGUAUUUUUCUAGGUGACUGAGGUAAGUAUUGUGGCAAAAGACCUUUUCCCAUUGCAAUGCUGAUUGACAACUUCUAUCUGCAUGGACCAGACACUGAGCUGGAUAUCUGGCGACAGGCAUUCCAUGGCUCAGAUUCCUGUGAGACCCUUAUCCUGCAAGAUGUCCCCAGACCAGUGGCAGACCCUGUGUACACACAAAUGCUAAUGUGUCACAGUUCAGGUACUGGGAUGGCUCAUGGUCCCUCCCCUGCCUGAUGUAAGUGAGCCUUUAUCACGGAGGAAAUAGACCCACCCUCAGUUGAAAUAGAUACCAGGGACCAUCCAAGCCAGAGAGAAACAAACGUACUCUCCCUUUUCCUUGGGAUGGCGGUGGGGGAGCUUCCUUCCAGGUACUGGGACUGGCUCAGCUUCUCUGCCUUAGGAGCUUGGUAUGGCGGUGGGGGAGCUUCCUUCCGGGUGCUGGGACCAGCUCACCUUCUCUGCCCUAAGAGUUGGGAUCUCUCCCUUUUCCUUGGGCAAGACUUUCAUCCCAAGUCGUAUGACCCCAUGUGGCUUGGGCCUGGGGUAGAUGCAGAUUUUGUGGAGCCUGAAGCUUACACCGCUUGGUAGACUUGGUAGUUCUUUAAGAAAAAGAACUCACAAUUAGGAACUGAAAACUAGUUAUAGAAGUGAGUGUUUCUUUAAAAUGAGAAAAGAAAUCACAUCAUAUUACAAAUUUAUAAACUUUUAAAAAUUGAAAAAUGUCAUGAACACUCCCUGGAACUGCAAAACUUGAUUGAGAAGGCAAAACUCAGAAGCACUGACGUCACCUGUUAUAUUAGACAUGUAGAGUAGGUAACUUCACACACAGAUGGUCUCCAUAAUUGUUUACUUCAAGCACUAGCAACUAAAAUUUUUCUAAAUUUGAUCAAGCCUAUCACCCCACAGAUGCAAAAGGCUCAGCAAAGUUCAAGUAGGAGAAACACAAACAAAACCUCUCCCAGGCACAUCGUAACUGAAGGGAUGAAAAUCGAAGAUAAACAGAAGAUCUUUAAAUCACCAUCCUACCAUUCCUAGCCCAAGGUCAAUGCCUCCCAGGAUCCUGGGCUCAGUUCUCUCCUUCCGCCCCAGAAACCCUGCUGGCAAGAACUGAAGAGUCCCAAGUUCCACUCCGAGUGUGAGCCAACCGGGCUGCGACCAUUGCACGGAUCCUCACAGCACGGAAGGGGAGCGAGCUUCAGGACGGAGGCGGUGGCCCUGUUCCCCUCCCUACGACCGGCAGGUGGGAGGUGUGUACACAGAUCCGAGUCACAGCUGAGGAACCCCGCGCUUAGGAGACCGCAGUCUGUUAAAGGGACCACUGGCAAAGCGCCAGUGUCUGUUGUGGAAGGAGGUACCUUUCUGUCCUGCGAGCAGAGACACGCCUAGAAGUUCCUUCCAAGGUCGCCUGCUAGGCAAACAUCCCCAGAAAGAUCAUCUGGGUAAAACUGUCACAAAAAUACGGAAAUGUGAAGGGUCCGUGGGGAACUGUCUCCCAACACUUCCUGCAUACCGUCCUUUCCUUCUCUUGCGUAAUCAACUACUUUGCAUGCACUGCACCCCACUCCCCAACAACCAAACAUCCCCAAGCCCCUCCUCGCUGUGGUACGAAGAUCCCUAGAUAACUCUCCCUGGGCACCACGCGCCUCCGGCCCCGUCCCAAGUUCUAAUUACACAAGUUAGCGCCUUCUCCUCGUCCUGAGCCUCAGCCCCCUCGGAUGGGACUCAUCAUUCUGCCAGUGCAGUGGGCACGCAGGGGCCGGGACGUAACGUCGCUGUGGGGCGACUCCCUAAGAUAUUUCGGAAAGGUGAAGGUCAGCCGUGGGGUGGGUGGAAGGGACCCAUGUGGCUGGCGGGGGCUCGGUGGGGCGCCCAGGCCCUGCCCACGGCUGCCCGGGCGACGGCCACUCGCGCUCCUGCGAGUCCGGGCACAGCCCCUCCUGGGUUUGCAACCCCUUUGUCCACAGUGUUGGACUCCAAACCUGGUUGAACUUCGGUAUCACCCGGCUGGCUGGGAAUGCGUGUCCCAGGCCCCAGCCCAGACCCGCUGCGUCCGGAUCUGCAUUUUAACCGGGGCAGGGCAAUCCGCGUGUACGCGGUAGUUUAAGAAGCGCCGGGCCAAGGACCUGAGUGCGGCCAAGUAACCUCAAGGCGGCAGAGGAACAGUGCAGAAAUGUGCGUCCCGGGAGCCCAGCUCCUCCGGUUAGGAUUUGUUCGGAGACUCAAAGCAUCGCAGAAAAGAGAGCUCGGUGCAGACAGCGCCCGGGUGACCGGCAGGUGCCUGGCGGAGCCCUCGUGUGGCGCAGAGCGGGAUUGCAGUCCUUGCUCCGCGCCGGGACCGCGCGCUCCCGGCCCGGCCCGGCGCUGCGCUGCGAAGGGUCGGGGUCAAAACCCGGGGCGCGGGGGCGCUUUCAGCCCCGCAUCGGCGGCGAGACGGCCAUGCGACGUGCGGACACCCACAGGAAGGGACCCGGCAUCGCGGGCCCACUGUCAGGUCCCUUCCCGCCUCUCCCGCCCCAUCCGGCCUCCCAAACCACAGCUGACGCUCUUGUCCAUGAUCCCACCGGAAUCUGCUGCGGGAAAAGGGAGGAAGAGUCGGACCCGGACGAUCGCUCUGGGGCGCUUUCGCCGAGGGUCACUCUCGGCCCUCGGCCCCGCUCCUCCCGGAGUCCCUUCGCAUCCCCCAAACCCGCGCUGAUUUUCCUGAGAAAUAGGAAGGCUGUCUUGGGACGGUGAGGUCUCCCUCUCCAGCUCUCGGCCUCUGCUCAGGGAGACACUAGCAGUGCUGGAGCUCCUGCUGGGGUCCUGUCCCCUGCCUUUCCACCCGCCGCUCCCUGGCCCCGGUGACGCUCAGGAAAUGCUUGUCUCCUGCUGUUGAUGAAUAAUUUUGGAGUACUAUGGAUCAUGCUGAAGAAAAUGAAAUCCCUGCAGCAACUCAGAAGUACUACGUGGAAAGGCCUAUUUUUAGCCAUCCAGUCCUCCAGGAAAGACUACACGAGAAAGACAAAGUUUCGGAUUCCAUUGGGGAUAAGCUAAAACAGGCAUUCACAUGUACUCCUAAAAAAAUAAGAAACAUUAUUUAUAUGUUCCUGCCCAUAACAAAGUGGUUGCCAGCAUAUAAAUUCAAGGAGUAUGUGUUGGGUGACUUGGUUUCAGGCAUAAGCACUGGAGUGCUACAGCUUCCUCAAGGUCUGGCCUUCGCAAUGCUGGCAGCGGUGCCUCCGGUGUUCGGCCUGUACUCUUCGUUUUACCCUGUUAUCAUGUACUGUUUCCUUGGAACCUCCAGGCACAUAUCCAUAGGUCCUUUUGCCGUUAUUAGCUUGAUGAUUGGUGGCGUGGCUGUUCGAUUAGUACCAGAUGACAUCGUCAUUCCAGGAGGAGGAAAUGCAACCAACGGCACGGAAGCCAGGGACGCCUUGAGAGUGAAAGUCGCCAUGUCUGUGACCUUACUCUCCGGAAUCAUUCAGUUCUGCCUAGGUGUGUGCAGGUUCGGAUUUGUGGCCAUCUACCUCACAGAGCCCCUCGUGCGCGGGUUCACCACUGCAGCUGCCGUGCACGUGUUCACCUCCAUGCUCAAGUACCUCUUCGGGGUUAGGACAAAGCGGUACACUGGAAUCUUCUCAGUGGUGUAUAGUACAGUUGCUGUGUUGCAGAAUGUUAAAAACCUCAACGUGUGUUCCCUAGGCGUCGGGCUGAUGGUUUUUGGUUUGCUGUUGGGUGGCAAGGAGUUUAAUGAGAGAUUUAAAGAGAAAUUGCCAGCACCCAUUCCUUUAGAGUUCUUUGCGGUGGUAAUGGGAACUGGCAUUUCAGCUGGAUUUAAUUUGCAAGAAUCUUACAAUGUGGAUGUCGUUGGGACACUGCCUCUGGGGCUACUCCCUCCAGCCAACCCGGACACCAGCCUCUUCCACCUCGUGUAUGUGGAUGCCAUCGCCAUAGCCAUCGUUGGAUUCUCAGUGACCAUCUCAAUGGCCAAGACCUUGGCAAAUAAACAUGGCUACCAGGUUGACGGCAAUCAGGAGCUCAUCGCCCUGGGACUGUGCAAUUCCAUUGGCUCCCUCUUCCAGACCUUUUCAAUUUCUUGCUCCUUGUCUCGAAGCCUUGUUCAGGAGGGAACUGGGGGGAAGACACAGCUUGCAGGUUGCUUGGCCUCAUUAAUGAUUUUGCUGGUCAUAUUAGCCACGGGAUUCCUCUUUGAAUCAUUACCCCAGGCUGUGCUGUCGGCCAUCGUGAUUGUCAACCUGAAAGGAAUGUUCAUGCAGUUCUCAGAUCUGCCUUUCUUCUGGAGAACCAGCAAAAUAGAGCUGACCAUCUGGCUCACCACUUUUGUGUCCUCCUUGUUCCUGGGAUUGGACUAUGGCCUGAUUACUGCCGUGAUCAUUGCUCUGCUGACUGUGAUUUACAGAACCCAGAGCCCGAGCUACAAAGUUCUGGGACAGCUUCCUGACACUGACGUCUAUGUGGACACAGAUGCCUUCGAGGAGGUGAAAGAAAUCCCUGGAAUAAAAAUAUUCCAAAUAAAUGCCCCAAUUUACUAUGCAAACAGUGACUUGUAUAGCAAUGCAUUAAAAAGAAAGACCCGAGUGAACCCAGCACGCAUCAUGGGAGCGAGGAGAAAGGCCAUGAGGAAGUACGCUAAGGAAGUGGGGAAUGCAAACGUGGCCAACGCCACUGUGGUCAAGGCGGACGCAAAAGUAGAUGGACAAGACGGUACCAAACCUGAAGAGGAGGAUGGUGAAGUAAAAUAUCCUCCAAUAGUCAUUAAAAAUACAUUUCCUGAAGAACUGCAGAGAUUUAUGCCCCCAGGGGAUAACAUCCACACCGUUAUUCUGGAUUUUACACAAGUCAAUUUCAUCGAUUCUGUUGGCGUGAAAACUCUGGCAGGGAUUGUAAAGGAAUACGGAGAUGUUGGUAUUUAUGUCUAUUUAGCAGGAUGCAGUGCACAAGUUGUGAAUGACCUCACUCGAAAUCGAUUUUUUGAAAAUCCUGCCUUGAAGGAGCUGCUGUUCUACAGCAUCCAUGACGCGGUUUUAGGCAGCCAACUCCGAGAGGCACUGGCCGAACAGGAAGCCUCGGCUGCCCCUCUGCAGGAGGAUUUGGAGCCCAAUGCCACUCCUGCCACGCCAGAGGAAUAAGGAGGACCUCAGCUUGGGUGGGGCAGGAUCAUCAUUGGGAAAAUUCUUAAUUUACACAUUUUAAAUACUAGAGCCUAGGGUUUUCCUUAAGGGUAAAUACUAGUAGUCAAGGCUUGAUUUGGAGGGUGAAUGACGCACAGCAAGAUGUAUCUAUCUUACUUGUGUUUUCUAAAAUUGAGUAUUUCAAAGAUAAAUUGACCUCUUCCCUGCACUUAUUGUGCAGUGGCAUUUCUGUUACUUUUUAGUAUUGUCUUUGCAAGCCAAGCACUUAAAAUCUUACUUCCUUGAAGUACUUUACCUACAAACAGGAUAUGCCAUCAGCAGAUGGUUCCUGGGUGUUGUACUUGUUUGGCUACAGGUGUCUAUAAUCAAUCACCUGACAGAAGAGGGAAAUUCACAAUUUUCUAGACAUUCUUGAUUUACAAUAACCUUUUAUUAUUAUAGAAGAGAUAUAAGUGCAUUGUGAACACACUGGAAAAAGAGGUGGGCAAAAAAUAUUAACAUAUGCUCAACCACUCAAAGCUGGCCCCUGUUAACAUCUUAAACCACCGCCCCCCCUUGGUACCAGGGAUCGAACUCAGGACCUUGCACUUGCCAGGCAGAUGAGGUGCCAUUGAACUAAAUCACUGGCCUCUGCCUGUUAACAUCUUAAUGCAAAUCCUUCCAGAUGUUUUUCCUAUGCAUCAUAUAUCUUUACACUUUAAACACAUCUAUAUUUUAAACUAUAUCUAUAUAGUGUUUGGAACCAAUUUUUUUAGUCACCAGUCUCUACUUUCUUGUCCAGGACAUUUUUACCUCAGACUGUACUCACAUUUAUCCAAUUGUCCCUAAAUUUGCAGUUGGUUUGCCCAAAUCCGUAUUCAUUCUGUGACCUUCCAUUGUACCUAUUGGUCAUGUCCCUUUAAGUCCAUAAGUCUAUUUUAAUCUAACAGUUCCUGACUUUAUUUUCCCCCCAGUACUGGGGAUUGAACCCUGGGCCUUCACUCUAAGCUACCUCCCCAGCCCUUUUUUUACUGAGUUACUAAGUUGCCUAGGCUGGGCUUGAACUUGUGAUCCUUCUGAUCAGCCUCCCAGAGUGCUGGGAUUAUAGGUAUGUACCACCACACACUGCUGACAUUUACUUAUUAAAGAUUGGGAUUGUUGUUUUAUAGAAUCUCAUCUUGUGAAUUUGUCUAGUUACUUUCUCAUGGUGUUGUUUAGCUUGUUCCUCUAUUCUCUACCUGCAAUCUGGAAGUUAUAUCCAAAGGCUCAUGAAUUUGAGUUAAACAUUUUAUUAAGAGAUACCAUAUCAUGCUUCCUAUUGCAUCGUAUCAAAAAUACAUAAUAUCUAGUGUACCUACCAUUAACAGUAUUAAGAUAGAUCACUGGAUUAGUAUAAUCAUCUGAACUUCCAGUUGGUUUUCCCCUUUGUGGGAACAGUUAUCCUUAUAACUAUUUCUCUGGCAUUAAAUGAAUGUUCACUUUCACCAUUAGCCACUAAACUAGAAAAUGUAAAAAUAGAGUUCUUACUGGAACAGCUGGUUGAAUGCUUUAUUUCCAUUUAUUUAUCAAAUUCAAAGUAAGAAAUUGGUUUUGAUAGUGACAAAUUAGGGUGGGGGUUUUGGGUAGAUUUCUCACUUGUGAUUAUAAUUUUAGUCCCAUUAAAUUUUAUAGUUUUAAUGUUUUCACCCCAUCAUAGUCUUUUUGAUGCUCAAAUUAUCACAGCUGUAGCCAGUAGGAAUCCCUAUAAACUUUGCUGUUGCUAAUAGUGGAGUAGCAUUAAAGACCAUGGAUUUUAAGAAAGCUAAUGCCCAGGUAUAGUUUCAUGCCAUCCUUAAAAGUUCACAAUUAUCAGUUAAUGAGUCAUCAAACUGUUUUUAGCCUCUGAAGAAAAUAUUUCUCAAUUGUUUAUAGUUGACACAGAAAUUUGAAGUGUUCAGAGGUUGUGGGGAAGGGCCUUGAAGCCAAUUUGUCAUUAGCAGUCCUGCUCUUCUAGUAUCUUAUCAUCUCACAGUAAAUCAAAAUCCAGGCAUUAGCCAGCCUGUUUGAAGCUCCCUCUGCUAAGAGUUCCUGCUGUCUUCUGCCCUGUUUGUCAUUAACUAUUUUCUUGACUCUUUCAGUUUUCAUAAAGAAGAUUCUGCUAGAGAAAGUGGUCAGAUCCUAAUAGAAUUGUUAGCAUAGUACAUUAGAUUUUCCAGGGACUUUAAUAAUUUGAUUCAAAGUAAACCUUUCCUUUCUAAUCAAUUCUUUUUUUUUUUUUUUGGUACAGGGGAUCGAACUCAGGUCCUUAGCUUGCGAGGCAGGCGGUGGAAACACUGAGCUAAAUCCCCAGCCUCUAAUCAAUUCUUUAUCUCAAGCUAGAAUGAAAUUAGCCUCUGGUUAUUCUAUGAUCAUCAUGCACAAGAUCAGAUACAUCUGCAUUCUGACACAGACUGCCUUCUGAAAGAGCAUGUAGUUCCAGAACUUUAGCUUAUACUAGAAACUUGCAUAAAAGGGCCCAGAUCAUUUCAGCCAUUUAACUAGAAUAUAAAAUGCUUCACUGAAUAUUCUUUAGUACCAGUCUUUAACAAAUACCUUUUGCACAGUAGACAUUCAAGUCCUAGUAGCUGAUAAGGUACAAAAAAAGGAUUUGUCUACAGCUUACAUUUUAUAUUUUACUUUUCUGUUAAUUUUAACCUGUUUUGAAUAGAAUGCUAUUAUGUACAUAAAAAGCACUUAAAUCUUU